AUGUACUCCAACAACGCCGCCCUCAUCGGCCUCCUCGCCGCCGCCGCCUCGGGCGCCCUGGCCCAGAGCAGCAGCAUCACAACGGUCCCCGGGUCGACCAUUACCACGUCUGGACCGAGCAGCACCACGACUGUGGACCCAGCGUCCGUGACGUCGUCCAUCCCCAGCACCACCGUCAACGCCACCGUCGUCGCGCCCGCGCCUGUCUACAGCUUCUUCAACACCACCGUCACCACGACUAUUGUUGUUAAUGCGCUGACCACGCUGUGCGCCACGCCCACCACGCUCACGUUCAACGGCUGCGAGUACCCGGCCUCAGCUGGUGAGGUCGUUACGGUUACGAACUGCCCUUGCACUGUUACUACUGCCCUCCCAACCGUAACCUCCUCCCUCUGCCCCUCAGCCGAGACUCCAGCCGCCGAGUCCCCCGCUGCCCAGACUCCCGCUGCCGAGUCCCCUGCCCUGCCCGCCGCCGCGCCGCCUGUCGAGGCACUCGCCCCCGCUCCUGCCGCUCCGAGCGUCAGCGGUGCCGCCCCGGGUGCCCCCGGCUCCUCUAGCACGUACGUCGCCCUGGUCAACGGGCCUAGCUCCGCGCCGUCUGCCGUGCAGGUCGCUGGCGCACCGGGAGGUGCCGCUGCUGGGGUUUGGGGGGUUUUGGGGGCUUUGACUUUGGGGGUUGUUGGGUUGUAA
Molecule: messenger RNA, 690 nt
Organism: Anthostomella pinea
Lineage: Eukaryota; Fungi; Ascomycota; Sordariomycetes; Xylariales; Xylariaceae
Source: the annotation of a GenBank genome assembly